Molecule: messenger RNA, 1457 nt
Organism: Mollisia scopiformis
Lineage: Eukaryota; Fungi; Ascomycota; Leotiomycetes; Helotiales; Mollisiaceae
Product: 4-hydroxyphenylpyruvate dioxygenase
Exons: 1
Coding region: 401-1432 (343 amino acids)
Source: RefSeq, a predicted model, not a curated record
GAUACCAGAACAAGAGGAAAACAAACUUCCUGGAGCUUAAGAAAUGUCCCCCAAGUCGAUUGAUUCCUUAAGUCGUCCCGUGACAGCCCGUUGAGAGGACAGGGGUCAUUAGUGGGGUAUUGGGGUUUCUAGCCUCUAAAACCUUUUCCCUCUGCUGAAUUCUUUUCCGACUGCGACAUCAACCAACAUCGACACCAGCUUCUCCGCAUGCGGAAUAUAUGUCGAUAAUGGAGUCUGACAACCUCAUUGGCAGGGAAGGUAAGCUUCUAAUGCGGAGGUGGCUAUCACUUCAAGGUGGUUGAUUUAACAGUACUACGUCAAGCAUUUCUCCUUUCAUCAUCAGUCUAUCUUAACGUCGCACAAUAGCAGAAUAGCAAUACACAAGCCUAAUCAACCCAUCAUGUCCUUCAAACCAGCAAUAGCCUCAAUGUCCUUGGGGCGGGCAUGGGUUCACAAGCUCCCAUACAAACUCGACCAAGCACAAGCAAACAACUUCCAAGGCAUCGAAGUUUUCUUUGAAGAUCUCGAAUAUCUUGCACGCGAGCAAAGCGGGCUAUCUGCGAGCGAAUCUCCAUCCCCAGAAGCACAGAAAGAAGCUGCACGCACGAUUAAGAAGCUCUGCGAUGACCGAAAUCUUGAAAUCAUUGGAUUGCAGCCGUUCAUGCACUACGAAGGUCUCCUCGAUCGAAAAGAACAUGCGGCACGAAUUGAGAUGUUAAGAGUGUGGUUCGAGCUGGCGAAGAUACUGGGGACGGAUAUUAUCCAGAUCCCGGGCAAUUUUCUGGGUAGAGACAAGAUUACAGAUGAUCUCGACGUGGUAGUUGGAGAUUUGCAAGAGGUGGCAGAUAUGGGAUUGAAAGAGACCCCGGUGAUCAAGUUUGCCUACGAGAAUUUGUGUUGGAGUACAUAUUUCGAUACUUGGGAGAAGGUUUGGGAUUUGGUGGAGAGAAUUGACAGGCCAAAUUUUGGAAUGUGUCUGGAUACAUUUAAUAUUGCUGGGAGGGUGUACGCAGAUCCAGCAUCUCCAAGUGGGAAGACUCCCGACGCAGACGAGGACAUGAAACGAAGUAUGGAGGACCUUGUUAAGAAGGUUGAUGUGAAGAAGGUAUUCUAUAUUCAGGUUGUCGAUGCCGAGAAGAUGCAGACACCUCUUGUGGAAGGACAUGCUUUCUACGCUGCUGAUCAGCCAGCCAGGAUGAGCUGGUCAAGGAAUGCAAGGCUGUUUGCGUUUGAGGAGGGAGGCUACCUCCCAGUCCUAGAUGUGACAAAAGCGAUAAUUGAAGGCUUGAAUUAUCGAGGUUGGGUAAGUAUGGAACUGUUCUCGAGGACAAUGAGCGAGCCAGGGAAGGAGGUGCCAAUCAGUCAUGCCAGAAGAGCAAAAGGGGCAUGGGAGAAGCUUUUGACAGAGAUUGCUCGAUGGUAUAUAACGUAGUAUGCAUAGUCAGUGUAAACAAUAG